Molecule: messenger RNA, 3151 nt
Organism: Hypoxylon fragiforme
Lineage: Eukaryota; Fungi; Ascomycota; Sordariomycetes; Xylariales; Hypoxylaceae
Exons: 3
Coding region: 291-2924 (877 amino acids)
Biological process (GO): regulation of transcription by RNA polymerase II; DNA-templated transcription
Cellular component (GO): chromatin
Molecular function (GO): RNA polymerase II cis-regulatory region sequence-specific DNA binding; DNA-binding transcription factor activity, RNA polymerase II-specific; zinc ion binding
Source: RefSeq, a predicted model, not a curated record
CUAUCAAUGAUGUAUCCAGUAAUUAGGGCACGAAGUGCAUAUGUUGAUAUGCAUAACAUUGAAUACUAGGCAUUGAAUGAAUGUGCGUUGAUACGAAUGCAUUAUUCGUUAGAGUUCCCCAUCUCAGCCAUGCCGAGCUCGUGAGAAAUGUCGCGCAAUCCUGGCUCGCUCCUGUCCCGUUCUUGUUGGAAAGCCUGGCCAGGACUCUCUUUAGUCUUUCUCUCCUCAGCCCGCGUAACGGCUCAGUGCAUAUGCAAGUUAUACCUAUGGAUGAGCGAUGUCGCGGUUAAAUGGCGUCUCAGCAACAAUCACCAGGAGGAGGGUCUGGUGGUGGCGGCGGCGAGAGCGCGAACGCGACCGGCACCUACAAACGUGCGAGUCGGAAGGGCGCGCCGCGGAGGUUUUCGUGCAACUGGCCCGGAUGCGACAAGGUGUACUCGAGGGCGGAACAUCUUCAAAGACAUCAAUUGAAUCAUGAUCCCAAGACCAUCUACACCUGCGAUGUGCCUGACUGCACCCAAACCUUUGUGAGGCCUGACCUACUAGCACGCCACAAGAAACGUCAUUCAGCCUCAUAUAUCCCGAGGAAUCGUACCAGCAGCUUUAGCAUACCUGCUAAGGAGACGGUGCAAGACAUUCCUGUGAUGCCCUCGCCCAAUAUCGCUGCGAAUACUGCUGUGCCACCGCGACCAGCAACAUUUCCUCAGCAGCCCGCGAGUGCUCCCCGUAAUGCUGCUGUGCUCUUGGCUUCUGACACUCCCGUCCAACCACAGCCUCCACCGUUGCCUCCUCCCAUGGCCCCUACCCAACCGAGCCCGCUUCCUCAUAGCGUCUCUUGGACUUCUUCGAUGGAUGGCAUCAACCUAAUUCGCCAAAAGCCCAGCUUUUAUAGUCGCGAACAGCCUCCUAUGCCUGAUCAUUCCACAUUUGUGCCUUAUCACAGCGUCUCUUUGCCUACUGAUCCCAACGAACUGGGGGUUCGUGAGAACUUUGGCGUUUGGCUCUUUGACCCCCGUGACCCCCAACAAGCGUAUAGAGACAUCAGCUUUACUAACAUCCCGUUCCUCGAAGGUGGCCUUGAAUCACCAUUUAAUAAUAAUAUUCAUUACGAUCAUGAGUCUCUCACUAGUCGGUCCCAACUUGAUCUUACGCCUCCACGACACCCCGAUUCGCCCGAAGAGUUGAUCUCCGAGCAUCGUCGUCAGGAAGUCCUUCGUUAUGUGCAAUUAUUCCAUCAAAAGCAGACUAGAUUCAACGCCAAGUUGGCUAACUUAAUGCGUGAAAUUGGCGAUGAUAUCCCAGGCCUGCAUUUGGACUUUUUACGAGAGUGCAUGCGUCACUAUUGGGACUUUGUAUCGCCGCGUUUGCCUAUCGUUCACCAACCCACUUUCUCCUCUGCUCAGUGUUCUAUCUGUCUCCUCAUGGUCAUGAUCGCCUCGGGUGCUGCCCAGAUCUAUAGUCGUGAAACUACGCGGGAGCUACUAGAGUACAAGGAAUUCGCUGAUCUAAUCAUCUCGAAUGUUCGUUUCGAAGUCCUGACCGCCGAUGAAGCCUCCCCUCCGGUGGAACUUUGGGUCGCUCAAGCCUUGCUCUUAUUAGAGUUCUACGAAAAGAUGUAUUCGUCUAGAAAUUUGCAUGAGAGGGCUCAUGUCUAUCAUUCCGUGACCCUAACUUUGCUUAGACGAGGAAGCCCCUUAAUUGGAGGCGCGGGGUCAGAAUCGCCGUCUGAUGAACAAAACGGAUCAGAACAUCCGGCAACAUCAGAUGCUAGGACGUGGUGGGUAAAGUGGGCUAGGACAGAAUCGAUGCAUAGGGUCGUAUUCGCUGCGUUCAUGAUGGACAUUAUCCACGCUGCCAUGUUUGGGCAUGCGGCUGAUAUGGCUCCUCACGAAAUACGUCUACCCUUACCUUGCGACGAAUCUUUAUGGUCCGCGUCGAGCCCAGAGACGGUUCGACACCACGACUCCAACUUUAGAUUAUAUGGUGUCAAGCCUGUCUCCUUUUUAGAUGGCCUAAAGCGGGCUAUCCAUGGAAAGGAGGUACAGACACAUGCUUUUGGUCGCAUGAUCAUUAUGUGCGGCCUUUUAAGUGUUGGCUGGCAUCUUAGACAUCGCGAUACGCACCUCAAAUGGUUAGAGCUAGGAGCAGGUGCCUCUGAUACGCGAGAUAAAUGGUGUAGCAUGUUGCUUAAAGCCUUUGACCAUUGGAAGACCAGCUUUGAUAGCGCCAUCGGCUCCACCGACUCAGAAUCGGACAGUCCAGGACCCCAGUCGCAUUCGAACGGUCUCAUUCAAAGCGCAUCGGUCCUCUAUCAUCUUGCUCAUAUUAGCUUGUACAUCGAUAUUAUCGAUUGUCAAGUAUAUGCUGGUGCAAAACGAUUGCUUGGGCGCAAGGUUUCCACCCGUGAUUAUAGCAACGUUGUGAAGAGAAUGUCGUUAUGGUCAAAUCAGCUUCCAACGCGCCAUGCAAUUCUCCACGCCUUCAGACUUCUUCAUCGCAUUCUUUUGGAUCCUCGACAAAGGAGGAACAACGGAUACGUCAAUAAUGGUGUUGAUGCAUAUGGAAUACAAUAUUCGUGUCGGCGAGAUCUGGAUCCCCAUCGACCAUGGAUCAUGUAUUAUGCAACACUGAGCAUCUGGUCUUAUGUGCGAGCACUCACCCAGUUGAGUGGCCAGUCCAACACGCUCCGCCCAUUUCCACAACAGCUACAACAUAACACGACAAACGCUUUCGAUUACUUAUCCAAGGUCACAAAUUUAUCGGAGCUUGACGACACUAGAUCUCCGACAAGUCUUCUAGACGGGUUGCCCAACCUGCUUGACACGGUUGGUGCUCUUACAUCUGAGUCACCCUCAGAAUUACUCAAAGAAGCUUGUGGUCGACUCGACACGUGCAAGCAGAUGCUCUACCAUGGUGAGGCUUGAAUAAAAAGCCUGCUUUCGUGAUGACUUUGUUUUAUCCAGCGAGUAGCAUGGUAUAAAGAGAGUAGAAGAAAUACAUCUUUGAACUAUAUCAUACAUACCUACCUAGCUAGCGGGACGUCAUUUAUUACUUACGAGGAUUACGCUGAUGCUGGAUCGAUCAUGAGAGAAUUCUUUUACUUCAGAGAAUCAAAAUAUAAUGAUACCAUUUAUAUAGAAGACGAGGCCUA